AUGAAGAUUCUCUUAGAUUCUGAUGAUGAAUUAGAAUUUAAACUUCUACCACUAACUGAAACCCCUAUUUCAGAUCCUUCUUUUGUUACAAAGGAUAGAACUCUUAUUUUUAUAGAUACUGUUCUUUCUUCAGAUUCAGAUGGCGAAUAUAAUUCAGCUGAAUAUAAUUUAUUUGAUUAA
Funneliformis caledonium is the source of this 180-nucleotide messenger RNA. The record is from the annotation of a GenBank genome assembly. NCBI's taxonomy places the organism in Eukaryota, Fungi, Glomeromycota, Glomeromycetes, Glomerales, Glomeraceae.